CGACCUAGGGGGUACUUAGCAUCGUCGAUGACUGGCGUCAGUUCCUUUGUUCUGUCCCCGCGGAGCCUCCAGUUCUGGAAUGUGUUGAGCGCUCGCGAUUCUUUCACGUGAUACUUCUGCCAAGGUUAAUUGCUGAGGCUGACUCUACAACCACUCAUCUUUUUUCCCAGAACAUCAUGACUGGUGCUUACAAGUUGGGAUCUUGCUGAAAUCACGGUCUUAGGCUCUCCCAUCACGUACGACUCUUCACAACGACCAGCUAUCAGUCAUGGCCUCCUCCCAGAACAAGUGCUCUCGCCUUACAACACUUGGGUCAAGACUCCGAAAGGACUUGUUGUCAAACCUUCAGCCAACGUCAGCGCACGGUAGAAGCUCCCCGAUGGUAUGGGCCUGCUGGCCAAGCUUGCGCUGGAGUUACGCGAGAAGAUCCAUGCGAUUGUCUUGUCUCAAGAAGCUGCUGAUGGUAUGAGACAAAGAAUAUAUCUGAGGACUGAUCGGCAGGUGCGCAUCCGUGAUCGCAAUCUGCCUGGCUUACUCUCUGCCUCCACUUCGAUUCAAGGAGAGUGUUUGCCACUCUGGCGCAGCUAUGUCAUCCUUGACUUUCGCCUCAUGCGCCAGAGCGGCGAAGUCGAAUUCGUACUGAAUUGCCUGGAGGCAUUCAUCCACGCGGUCACACGAGCUAACCUCGCCCGUCUUCUCCACAAUGUCGCAAUUACAGGUCUGUCCUCAAACACAGGUCUCGGUCGCCACAACAAAGCCUUGACACAUGGCGAGGUCCUUGCUGCCGCGAAAGUUACCGAGAUAUGUCACCAACAUGGAUUUUCAAUUCCCAAGCACGAGAAGUAUGAUUCCGAUGGUUGGCGUGAACGAUAUAUCGUGAUGACACUCCUCCUUCCGGCUGGUUAUAUUGGCUACAAGGCGCACAAAAGAGGCUGGACGGAUGCACACCUCCAAGAUCAGAUCAAUACAAUGUUUUCCGAAGGUGAUUUCCAUAGUUUGCACCGUACCACCAAUACACGCGGCUCAACAAACUUCGGCAUUGCACGAGUGGCGUCAACUUCCUGUGACGUCCAUGUCGUGUGCAAUGUGAAGUGGCGACAAGAAUCGUGGGCCGGCAAGUGUCGCAUUGUCAUUGUCGAUGGCGAACGGUGGAUACGGCUGAGUCGCAGGUUCUACUUCGGUAAUUUGGACGACGACACUUUGGACCAGUGCCGACCUAAAGUGUGUGCGGAUGCGGAUUGCUGGUAUCAUUGGUAUGGUGAGACCCUCUACGACUCGGUGGUUGGUUGCGAAUCCUGCCGACCUAUUUUCGAUGCUGGAAUUGAGGAAUCCUCCAUUGGACAACAAGAUCUGCGACACGCGAUUGGCCUGUCGUUGCCAUAUGCAUGUUUCUGUUCUGUCUUCACGGGCGUAUUUGUAGACUGGUUACUGCAGGUUUUGCGCACUGCAAGGUCAUGAAUCACAGUUGAUGUCUGCCAGAGCCUUUGCUUUGGGAUAUUCUGAAAAGGAUCAUGUUUUUUCGUGGUGCAAUCAGCAUACCGUCUAUCACCAACGCAGUAGCAGUGCCUGAAGUUACUAGAUAGUUCUGGAUUCUUAGGUGGUAUCCUGAACAGUUGCAAGUGACGUGUCGUGUGUAUAUGCCAGUGGGAAGGAUUCCACGCUCAUCCACGCCCGUGUCACUUCCGCCUUUCAAGC
Molecule: messenger RNA, 1695 nt
Organism: Dissoconium aciculare CBS 342.82
Lineage: Eukaryota; Fungi; Ascomycota; Dothideomycetes; Mycosphaerellales; Dissoconiaceae
Exons: 1
Coding region: 385-1458 (357 amino acids)
Source: RefSeq, a predicted model, not a curated record